AUGCAUCAGCAACAUAUUAAGGAAAGGAAAGAAGAAAAACUACAUAAAGACGACAAAAGACAAAAAAGCAACGCAAUUUUUCAAGUAGACUAUGGAUUAUUGGUAGUUAAAACCUUGACUAAAACAACUAGAAGAAGCUAUUCAAUAAACCACAAGAAGUCGCCACCAUUGUAUAGCCUGAUCUUUUUAAAACCAUUCAACUUAAGCGUCUUCUUUGUUUAA
This is a messenger RNA of Clunio marinus, 222 nucleotides long. The record is from the annotation of a GenBank genome assembly. Lineage: Eukaryota; Metazoa; Arthropoda; Insecta; Diptera; Chironomidae.